GCUCGGUCGGUUCCGCCUCUCCUCCCGACAAAACUCGGCUGUUCUCGCCGCGAAGCGUCCAAGUGGAGGAGGAAAAGGAAAAGGAGAAAAGGGGGGAGACUGUUCGUGUUCUGGUCAAGAAGGAAAAAGUACACGACAAUUAAAUACUAACAGCCGCCGCCAGCGGAGAGUGAAAGCGGCACGAACCGAGCGCGUCCGGCCGCUUCUCCACCGCCUCUGGUGUCAACACUGGUUGGGUUGUGACAGGGCGCCGUGAGCCACAGAGCGGAGGGAAAGGUCUCCUCCCAGCCUGUUGACGGACACAGUUGGGCUUCAGUGGACGGAGACACGGCCAGACCUGACUGCACGGUACACCGGCCAGUGUUGUGUCGCCCAGGAUGUCUUCAAAGCCUCACAGCUCCAACAACAUCGCCCAUGCCCGGCGGACGGUGCAGCAGCUGAGAAUAGAGGCGAGCAUUGAGAGGAUAAAGGUAUCCAAGGCCUCUGCAGACAUCAUGAACUACUGCACCGAACACGCCAGGAACGAUCCUCUGCUCAUGGGCAUCCCUGCUUCAGACAAUCCCUUCAAGGACAAAAAGCCCUGCACUAUAUUGUAGUGGAUGCCACUUAGCCUUUACGUGUUUGUUUUUUGGCUUAUUAAUGUUGCUGUACUCUUUUUGUUGGGAGGAGUAGAGGGCUGGACUGUGACCGUACUAUUACCAUGUGUUCACCUGUUAACAACCCAACCGUGAUUUUCUCAAAAGCAGCCGUUUUUAUCGAGCAGAGAAACGCUGUGCGGCGCCCGUUAGCCUGAUUACUCACUGAAACUAUUGACCUGAGCUGCUCCACUCGAGCUCUGACCACUAACAAAACUUGAAUUGUGAUGACAUCGGGUACGUAGCGUUGCUUGAACAUCUAAAGCGUGUGGAGCUCCUUGCUGAUGGAUUCGCUUCGUCCUCUGUGCACGGCCUUGUCUCCAGCAGGCAACGACUGUUAUUUUCUCUCUGGUUUGCCUUAAAUGGAUGCAUAGAGCCGAAGUUCCCUCCUGUCCUUUACAAGUAAAUCAGUUUUAGGUGAACAACAAACCAAUCCCUACAGUAUUCUGUGCAGAUCACUAAAUUCAGGAUUCAGUAUUGACCCUGAGCUUCCUCUCAGAUGCUACCGUGACGUGUUGUUGGUAGAGGCCUGGUGUUAAAUCAGCGGCUCUUACUGCUCCUCGACAAUCUGCCUCCCUUUUAAUCGACUGUUUUCCUGUCGCAGUGUUGUCUUCGGCUGAUUUAUCGAACCGUCGUGUCGAGAUAAACUUCACACCUUUAGUCAUCUUUGCUCAGAUUCAGAUUUCCAAAGCUUUUGGAAAGUCAGCUGUCCAUGUCAGAUAAAAACGCUUCGUCACGGCGCUCGCAGGGCAGGUUUUUAUUCAACUGUUGACAUUGGAUGCACAACUACACUGUGUCAGGAGAACUUUGGGACCAAGCCAGACCCACAGCACUGCAUUAUGAAGCAUCUCAAUGUCGUCUGAAUAGGACCGUUUUAGCCAUUCCUUCUGUAAAACGUCUGUGGUACGUCUUUCUUUCUUUUUUGAGGACGCUGAUGUCAGCACUGUGAGCCACGCCCACUCGCUCAUCACAACAGGUGUCUUAGUCAAGUGAACGUGCGCGUCUUUGUCUUUUUAAGUGUUGUAGGCACGUGUGUGUGCAUUGAUGAUAAAACCACUCCUUUGUUUGUGUCGGUGGGGGGGGGGCUUCAGUCGAACAUGUCCUGCAUGUUGUGAUUCGCUGGGGGGGGGAAAUAUCCGCUGUGGUAAAUUUAACAAAAAGAACAGAAUAGAUAGAAUAAAUUAAAUCUUUCUUCACUCUAAAGCCUUACUUAUGUUUGCCUUGUAUCAUGAAGAAAACUCUUGAUGGGAGUACUCUCUUUAAAAACAAGAAGAUGCUGUUUGUAUGAACCGUUUUUAUCUGCUGGUUUGUAACGUGCCAUCUGUUUCUGUGUCACUAGCAAAACAACUCGUGUUUCACUCACUGGUGCUUUUUCUGCAGUUUCUGUAUCGUUGCCUUCUCCAAAGGGUACUUUCAGGUCUUCAAAUCAUCAAGUGUUAAUAUUAAUUUGUAUUUUUUAUGACUGUCUCCAGCAGUCAGUUCUUCUUACUUGCAAUAAAUCCAUCCUGUACGCCUCCUACAGAAACAUCCAGAUCACCACUGCCAUGAUCUCUGUCCACUCACAGCAACUCUGUAACAGCCUUAUUGUACCGUCGAUGGAUUAAUUUAACUGUCAAAAUCUGCAUUUUGAUAAAUGUCUUUAUUAAUAUACCAACAUUUGUAUGAAGACUUAACUAAGAUUAAUAAAGUGAAGCAUUCCUACAGUACCACACUGUA
Molecule: messenger RNA, 2351 nt
Organism: Stegastes partitus (bicolor damselfish)
Lineage: Eukaryota; Metazoa; Chordata; Actinopteri; Pomacentridae
Gene: gng12a
Product: guanine nucleotide binding protein (G protein), gamma 12a
Exons: 3
Coding region: 378-596 (72 amino acids)
Biological process (GO): G protein-coupled receptor signaling pathway
Cellular component (GO): heterotrimeric G-protein complex
Molecular function (GO): G-protein beta-subunit binding
Source: RefSeq, a predicted model, not a curated record